Messenger RNA from Calypte anna (Anna's hummingbird), 1353 nucleotides. It is a transcript of the gene CTSH, whose product is annotated as cathepsin H. Lineage: Eukaryota; Metazoa; Chordata; Aves; Apodiformes; Trochilidae. The transcript is spliced from 12 exons. The coding region runs from base 189 to 1178 and encodes 329 amino acids. Gene Ontology annotation, cellular component: lysosome. The record is from RefSeq and is a predicted model, not a curated record. Gene Ontology annotation, molecular function: cysteine-type endopeptidase activity. Gene Ontology annotation, biological process: immune response.
CCGAUCCAUGGCCACGCCCCUGCGGCGGGUACCCGGUCCGGUUCGGCUCCGCUCGCCCCUGUUCGGCCCAGUCUGGCUCGGUUCGGCCCCAGUCGCCCCAGUUCGCAUCAUUCCGGAUCCAUUCAGCCGGGCUCGGGCCCGCUUGGCUCGGUUCGGUUCCGUUGGUCCCGACUUGGCUCGGUUCGGCCAUGUCUUGGGCCGCGCUGCUGGCCGUGUCCGCGCUCCUGGCUCCCGCCGCCGCCUGGGCUCCCUCCGCCGAAGAGGAGCUGCAGUUCAAGACCUGGAUGCUGCAGAACCAGCGGCAGUACGACCCGGCUGAGUACCCGCGGCGGCUCCGCAUCUUCCUGAGCAACAAGCGGCGGAUCGAGGAGCACAACGCCGGGAACCGCAGCUUCCAGAUGGGCCUGAACCAGUUUUCGGAUCUGACCUUCGCAGAGUUUAAAAAAUUGUACCUGUGGAGAGAGCCCCAGAACUGCUCAGCCACCAAGGGGAAUUUCCUGCGCAGCUCCGGGCACCGUCCCGGCUCCAUCGACUGGAGGAAGAAGGGAAAUUUUGUGACACCUGUGAAAAACCAGGGCCCCUGUGGGAGCUGCUGGACCUUUUCCACCACAGGGUGUUUGGAGUCUGCCAUUGCCAUUGCAACAGGGAAGCUCUUCUCUCUGGCAGAACAACAGUUAAUUGAUUGUGCCCAGGCUUUUAACAACCACGGCUGCAGUGGGGGACUGCCAAGCCAAGCCUUUGAGUACAUCCUGUAUAACAAAGGGCUGAUGGGGGAGGACAGCUACCCCUACAGGGGCGAGAAUGGCACCUGCCAGUUCCAGCCAGGGAAGGCCGUUGCGUUUGUCAAGGAUGUUAUCAACAUCACACAGUACGAUGAGGAUGGCAUGGUGGAGGCUGUGGGGAAGCACAACCCUGUGAGCUUUGCGUUUGAGGUGACGAGUGACUUCAUGCACUACAGGAGAGGAGUCUACUCCAACCCCCGGUGUGAGCACACUCCUGACAAGGUGAACCACGCCGUGCUGGCCGUGGGCUACGGGCAGGAGGGUGGAACCCCAUACUGGAUCGUGAAGAACUCCUGGGGCCACUUCUGGGGCAUGCAGGGGUACUUUCUCAUUGAACGGGGCAAGAACAUGUGUGGUCUUGCAGCCUGUGCCUCUUACCCGGUUCCUCUGGUGUAAGAGGGGAGUGGGGGGUGGGGACACGGGGUGUGGAACGGGAAUUGCUGCAGAGCCAGGGGCUGCCGGGCACCGAUGUCCAGAGAGGGCGCCGGGAAAUGCCGGAGAGCUGAGGCACAGCCUGCAGGCACAGCCCCGCAGCCCCACAGCCCCUGCCUGCAGGCACAGCCCUACAGCC